Molecule: messenger RNA, 1990 nt
Organism: Gymnodraco acuticeps
Lineage: Eukaryota; Metazoa; Chordata; Actinopteri; Perciformes; Bathydraconidae
Gene: ccni2
Product: cyclin I family, member 2
Exons: 5
Coding region: 357-881 (174 amino acids)
Biological process (GO): mitotic cell cycle phase transition; regulation of cyclin-dependent protein serine/threonine kinase activity
Cellular component (GO): nucleus; cytoplasm; cyclin-dependent protein kinase holoenzyme complex
Molecular function (GO): cyclin-dependent protein serine/threonine kinase regulator activity
Source: RefSeq, a predicted model, not a curated record
UUCAAAACACAGCUUGGCCUCAAUCCUGCCUGAUUCUUUUUGCUUCCUGCCUAAUUUUUGCGCUUAUUUUCUCCUCUCACCAGUUAUGUAAAGUACUUCGCGCUUUGUAGCCUUUAUUUUAUUUUUAUUUUUUAUAUAAUGAGGCUGCUUUCCGUAUAUUCACCAAAAAACACAUAUUUCUCCCUCGGGAUAGAUUUCUCAAACAGCAGCCUACUGUUUGCUUGUUUGUUGCUUUCAAGGAAUAUGGACUAAUUGAGAAACCGUAUAAAUGUACCUGCCGUCGAGGGGAUAUCCUGCGUUUGUAAUCGAAGAGGUGUGUGUGCCCUGGGUGCAGCCCAGCCUGUGCUGUGGUGGCGAUGAAGAGCCCCGGAGCUGCAGAGAGCCGGCGGCUGGUCGUCCUGCUGGAGGCGGCCCUGCUGAGGGAGGCUCGUCUCUGGAAGGUACCGCUCUUCAAGAAUGGAUGCAUCCAGGGUGCUGACGUCUCCUCAUCCCAAUAUCAAGAAAUUAUCUUUUGGCUUGGAGAGAUGAACCGGCUGUUCCACUUCUGUCCAGAAACGUUUGCACUGGGAGUCUGUGUCCUUAACCGACUGCUGUCCACUGUCAAGGCCCAACCCAAAUACCUGAAAUGCAUUGCUUUCACCUCGUUGGUCUUGGCUGCCAAAAUCAACGAGGAAGAUGAGGUAAUAGGUUCUGUUCAAGACCUGGUUGUGCAGAGCGGAUGCAGCUUCUCAACAGCUGAGAUUCUUCGCAUGGAGAGGAUCAUUCUAGACAAGCUGCAAUGGGACUUGUACACCGCAACGGCAGUCGACUUCAUUCACAUAGUAAGUUGGCAGAUAGAUGGGCAAACAAUACUUUUAUUUUUAUUAUUUUCCUGGACCUGAGUUGUCCGAGCAUCUCAUAGCUGGACCUGAAAUGCUUCGUCAACUCUGGUCCCGGUCUUGCCUAAAACCCAGCGGUACAAAAGCACACAUUUUGCCAUCAUGCUUGCAUCAUGUUUGCUUCAAGACGGUAUUUCACAAACCUUCACAAACCCCUACUCUCUCAGAAGAGAUAAAGGUAAAUUGGUCCCAGUAGAGAUUGUGCAUUUAUUUGAUUUCACUCAUUGUUCCCAUUAUUAUAAACUCCAUUCCGUCCAGCUUGGGGUGAACACGUUUAGAACGUUGUAAGAGGUCAAGAGCAACUGUGCACAUAAUAAAAUGGGAGUCCAAUUAGAACAUAAUACAUUUAUAUUUGGUUUUUCAAUACAUCUGAAUAGAAUCAAUAAAAUAUUGUUCUAAAUAAUGACGUAAAAUAAUCUAAGGCUACCUGACCUCAACACUGAUAAAAACCGAAAUGUUAUUGUUUUUGCGCACUUGUUCACUUGUUUUAAAGGUUAACAGAUGGAAAUCACCUUGCUUUCAGUUAUUGCUAACUCUAAAAAUCACUGCCUUUUCCCAAUGUAAAUAUGAUUUAAUGUCAGCUGUCAGCAGAAGUGACAAUUAUAGAAUCUGUUGAAUCUGAUUGUGGACAAAGACCCAAUCGGCAGAAGGUCUGAAGAGAGCUGUUUAUUCCACAUAAGUCUGCAUUUGCAAGCUGCUAGCAAAUAACAGGCAUGUUGCAUAUCAGGCCAAGGCACUUCUGACUAACUUCUGCCCAACUAUUGAUACCAAAACCCAGGGGGGGGGGGGGCGCGGAGAUAUAAGGUCCUUUUUUAUUUAUUAGGAGACCUCGAGAGACUUAACAGAAAUGUUUUACCAUCAGGGAAUCUAUAACGUGCUUUGAAUAGUUGACUGUCUUUUACGUGAAAGUAGGGUUGUCAUUGUUAAAGGUCCCAUGCUGUGUUACUGAGUUUAUGGCACAAUAUUGUUGAACAGCCUGGAUCUAGUCACAGUAGUUUAUUGUUAAACUUUUACAAAUCAUUGCCUAAGGCAGUAGCCACUGACUGAACUGUCCACACACACACACACACACACACACACACACACACACACACACACACACACACACACAC